AAUAACAUAACCUACAAAAUAAUACAAACAAAGUUUACAAAAAUAAAUUAUCAAUGAAAACAAUCAACCAAACAACCGUAUCACCUUAUCUAAUAAACAACAAAGUUAAGUGACUAAAUCGUAACUGAAUUCUAAAGAAAUCAAAAUGACUGGUUCCGAAUUUUUCAGCUCUUUUUGCGUCUUGUUGAUCUUAACAUUUCUGAUUCGCAUGAUUUACUUGAUAAUAGUGAUUAUUACUGGGAAUUGUACACUGAUUAGAAGCAAACCUAUACGAACGGUUUUUUGUAUCGGCUCCGGCGGUCACACAACGGAACUAUUGCGGUUUGUGAAGAACAUUAACAUGAAGAAAUAUCAGCCGCGAAUGUACAUAUUAGCUGAUAAUGAUGCAAGCAGCGAGGUCAAGAUUCGUGAAACUGAGAUAGACAAUAACUACUAUCUUGCCAGAAUACCUAGAAGUCGCAACGUGAAGCAGUCAUAUUUAUCUUCAGUGGUUAGUACCUUGUAUGCCACUUUGUAUACAUUCCCAGUUAUUUACAAAUUAAAACCAGACAUUAUAUUUUGUAAUGGUCCAGGUACUUGUAUUCCAGUCUGUGUUGUAGCAUUUUUAUUACGAUGUCUGUUUUUGCUAGAUUGUCGUAUUGUUUUUAUAGAGAGCAUAUGCAGGGUUCAUACCCUGUCACUGACUGGGAAGAUCCUUCAGUUUUUUGCUGAUAUCAUGAUUGUUCAAUGGCCUAACAUGACUGAAACUUGUUUUAGAGCCAAAUAUUUUGGUAGACUGACAUGAUAUGUUGGUAAAGCUGUUAUCUAUUGCAAUAAACAUUACUUUACCUGUA
Trichoplusia ni (cabbage looper) is the source of this 833-nucleotide messenger RNA. It is a transcript of the gene Alg14, whose product is annotated as UDP-N-acetylglucosamine transferase subunit ALG14 homolog. Lineage: Eukaryota; Metazoa; Arthropoda; Insecta; Lepidoptera; Noctuidae. The transcript has a single exon. Bases 146 to 784 code for a protein of 212 amino acids. Gene Ontology annotation, biological process: dolichol-linked oligosaccharide biosynthetic process. Gene Ontology annotation, cellular component: UDP-N-acetylglucosamine transferase complex. The record is from RefSeq and is a predicted model, not a curated record.